Pseudomassariella vexata is the source of this 1338-nucleotide messenger RNA. RefSeq lists its product as uncharacterized. Lineage: Eukaryota; Fungi; Ascomycota; Sordariomycetes; Amphisphaeriales; Pseudomassariaceae. Bases 1 to 1338 code for a protein of 445 amino acids. The record is from RefSeq and is a predicted model, not a curated record. The transcript has a single exon.
AUGGAAUUUUUCGAGGAUCCACGCCUCCGCCAGCGGUGGAAUCAGAUCUCGCACACGACUGAAGCGGUCACCGAGAAUGCGGCAGCCGGCAUCUGGACUUUUGGGCAUACAUACAUCAACCCUUGCUUGGCAUCACUGUCAUCGGCUGUCGAGUGCUGCACUGCACCCUGCCUAGGCGACCGGGAAGAACGAGCACGAAGGGCGCGGGAUCGCGACAGGGCGCGGGGGAGGGCAGAAUACAGCUUUGAUUUCUACGACGACUGGGACGACGAGCUCGCCGGCGACGACCCUGGGGGCAUCUUGGGAGGAUGGCACAACGAGGAUUGGGAUCGCUUGCUGGCUGGUCGUGGACGAAGUAAAAGAGGAGGUGCCGGUGAAAUAAAUGAACAACCACUGGGUGGGAGACGGGGCAUGAAUUACGGGACCAGCAGUGUGCGGCGGAAGUCUAGUAUUGCGGAAGAUCCGACCAUCAUCCCGAGCACGGCACCCAUUGGCUUUUUGGGUAGAUUCCCCUUCAAAUUUGGAGGCACUUUGAGAUACAAGCCUAGUGCGGCGAAUCUUCAAGAGCAUCCCGGCGCCCCGAGACACGUACGAGAUGGUGAACAUGAACCACUACUAGGAACCGAUAGUGAUGAUGGUUAUCACCCUUCGGACAUACCGCCACAGAAUAGGAAGCGAAGCGGGACAUCUGGGAGUGGCGAUACGAGCGAUUCAUAUCGGUCUAGGGGAGAUUUGUUCCCCAGCGAUGGCGAGGGAGACUUUGAAGAGGAUGCGGUGGCACUUGGCGACGAAUUUGCGUUCGCGCUAAGCAACGUAGACGAUCAGUCAAGCAGCAAAACGAAAAGCAGCAAGGGAAAGCGCAUAGCUGAACGAAACAUGCCUCGGAGUUGCUCAAGGACGACGAUCAAUUCGACACAGUCGAAGUAUUCAAUACGACCCGGCAGGAGCCCAGGGUCUACACGACAAAGUAACGGUGUGAGGUCAAUGACUUCUCUAGAAGAUUUGCAGCUCGAAGAGGAUCAAAUCCGACAGGAGGAGGACGAAGAAGUAGAGAGAAAGAGACAGGCUGCGGCGCGGCUGGCAGUCGACCGUGAACUGAGACGUGAUGAUAUUGAAGUUGAGUCGGUACUCGAAACGAAAGCGGGGAUGGUCGAAGUUGGAGAUGUGACGGCGACAGAACCAGCCGAGCUGGUAAGUCCAACCGGUGAAGGCCAUGAGGUCAGCAAGACAGCAACGCCGGAAAAGUCAAUGGCAGAAACUUGGGCCGCAGCACUGGAUGCACCCAGCGGUUCCGAUCCGCCAGGCUUUGUUCCCGCUCGAUUACCUUACUUUAGGUGA